AUGGAACAUCGCGCGAUGCAGAUGGCCGACGAAUUUGGAAAGCUUCUACAAAAGACAUUGGGGAGGGCGCUGGAGAUCAAAACGACAAGCAGUAUCGAGCCACCACUGAACAGAGUAGAUCUGACGGGGCUGUUCGCACAAUUCGAUGCAGUCUUCCCGUCCACAGCCUCCGCAGAUUCCAAGAAGCACGCAGUCGAGACAGCUGUUCGAGAAGCAUUCAACAACAUACUGGCCUCCACAACCAUCGACUCUCCUUCAUUCGUAAAUGUAUGGAAUUUGUUCGACAUUCUAUCCAUCCUCUCCGAUGACGACAAAACGGAGCCAGCGGUCAUGUUAUGGCUAGUUGAGGAGCUUCUCGAGAGUCAAACUAUUGCCGGAUGCCGGAAGAUAUUCGACUACCUUGAAUCACGGCGAGAGCGGAUCAUAGCUAAGAACUUUGCUUCCAAGAAUUUGGUCAUUUUGAGAAGCUGCAAUGAGCUACUCAAACGGCUUUCUCGAGCCGAAGACACGGCAUUUUGCGGGCGGGUAUUUAUUUUCAUGUUCCAAAGCUUUCCCUUGGGAGACAAGAGCUCUGUGAACCUACGAGGAGAGUUUCAUAUUGAGAAUGUGACAACUUUCGAUAUCAUUACACCAAAGGAAGCGGGCAAGGAACAGAUGGACAUCGACACGAAAAUGCAAGAUGCUUCGAAAGAGUUGGAUGGAGUUGCGAAAAAGCCAGGCGAAGACUCAAGUAGCCUGGGCAAAGGCGUUACCUUUUCAAAGACGGAGAAAUCUAUGACUGCGGAUGAGCUAUACCCAAUCUUCUGGGCCUUGCAGCAGAGUUUCAGCCAACCAAAGAAGCUAUUUGACAACACGCACUUCUCAGGAUUCAAGUCAGGGUUAGAAGCGACCUUGAACAUGUUCAAAUCAGUGGAAAGUACCGGUCGUCCCACCAAGACUACCGAAGAUGGGAAACGAGGAACCAAGCGAAAGCGAGGAAAUGGGGAUGACGAUCUUGCAAAUGCCUUUAACCCAAAGUACCUCACGAGCAGGGACUUAUUUGAAUUAGAGAUCAGUGAUCUUUCCUUCCGCAGGAAUAUUCUCGUACAAGUCCUCAUUAUUUUGGACUUUUUGCUGUCCUUGAGUACCAAGGCAAAAGAAAAGCUAGCGAGUUCCGCACUGCCGGAAAAUCCCAACAGAUCCGUCAUGUACGCUGACCAAGUUCUAAAUGAAGAGGACACGAAAUGGGCACUAGAGAUGAAGAGAUCGAUCGCAGAAUACCUCAAGCAGGGAAAUGAAGGUCCUUAUUUCUACCGAAUGGUCGAGACUGUUCUCUCACGCGACAAGAAUUGGGCCCGGUGGAAAAUCGUCAACUGUCCUUCAAUCGCAUACCCUCCAAUCGCCGCAGAUGAAUAUGCCAGUUCCAAGUUAUCGGCCCGCAAAGCAACAACAAAUAAAAAGCUACGGCCUAACCCACUUGGAUCCCUGGACCUCAAGUUUCUUUCAGAGACUGCUAGCCGUGGCGGAUUGGCCAGGCUGAAGGACCCGGCAAGAUAUCAACUCCCAGUAGUCAAGAGCUUUAAAAGCAAAAUUGAACUUGACGAAAUGGACAUUGAAAUGGCUAUGGAUGACGAAGCGAAGAAUGCGGCAACCGAGUCAAAAGCAAGCAAAACUUGGAGAGCCCAACGUAUUGCUAGUACGACGAAACUUGGUGUGUUCGAUAAGAUUGAGCGUUCUGAUAAGAUCGACGUCCUCUUCCAAGAUAAUGUAAAGCCUGAAGAGCCUCUUAACAAUGGUGAUGACGAAGCAGGAGACAGCCAAGACUCAGCAAAGUCAAUUAAGGAUCGCCGUCCAAUUGUCAUCAGUGUAGUUGGGACAAGUCUACUGGUAAACAAGCUUGUUGCGACACAUGAGAAAUUUUUAGGAAAGAAAAUAUCACAUACCACUCGGCCACCUCGAGGAAACGAAAAGACUGGCAUUGAUUACAAUUUUGUGGACAGGGAAAACUUUGAUGUCAUGCGGGAUGGUGAUCAAUUGUUGGAGUAUAGCAUGCGUGGCAGCAACAGCUAUGGAACCAGCAGGAAGGCUGUGGAGGGUAUUAUAGCUCAAGACAAAAUCCCCGUGAUGGAGAUGGACAUGCAUGGAGUACAACAGCUGAAAGAUCAAGGAUACAAUGCACGGUACAUCUUUAUCAGCCCUUCGACCCAAGAAGAGCUCGGGGCCAGGCUGAGGCAGCAGGGAACCGAACUCGAGGAAAAGGUACAGAAGAGCCUCACGACUGCGAAGGAGGAGAUAGAGCAGUCUAAGAUUGAAGGCUUUUACGACAAAGUCGUGGUCGACGACUUAUCUGAAACGGCAUACGAGGUCUUGGAGCGCUUUAUUCUUGGAGAGGAUGAGGGGGUCGUUGAGAAUACACAACUUGCUCCCGGUGUUGUUGAGCCCCAGCCAGAGAGUAUGAGCAUGGAAAUUGAAAUGGCAAACAGUGAAGCUCUCAGUGCGAAAGAGCCACCGAGACUAGACGACAGUCUGCACCCUCCAGAGACUACAGAUAUCGCCAGUCCAGCCGUGGAGCCAACAAAUAUAAAUGCUCGUCCAGUGAACGGCGAAGCAUAG
Messenger RNA from Cadophora gregata, 2592 nucleotides. RefSeq lists its product as uncharacterized. The transcript is spliced from 5 exons. Lineage: Eukaryota; Fungi; Ascomycota; Leotiomycetes; Helotiales; Ploettnerulaceae. The coding region runs from base 1 to 2592 and encodes 863 amino acids. The record is from RefSeq and is a predicted model, not a curated record. Gene Ontology annotation, cellular component: THO complex part of transcription export complex. Gene Ontology annotation, biological process: regulation of DNA-templated transcription elongation; mRNA export from nucleus.